UUCUGUUAGGAGUUUUCACUUCUCUGUUUUCUUGUGGUAUGUACUGUCUGUCGUGGAAGUUUGUGAUUCACGUCUGCAACACGGAAAGAGCGCGCAGGAGAACACGCAUACACAUCAAAACAUAACAGGCGGCUGUCUACCGCAGCCGCGAGGACGGGAUGUGAUGUUUCACAUCCACUUCAGGACGAUACGUCAACGUUACCUCUGCCAAACAAUGACUGUAUAUCUUUUAUACAGUCAUUGCUGCCAAAUGGGAGAAGCCUGGGCUAAAUUAGAACAAUAACUCACUGCUUUGGUCCUAAAGGUAUAAUCCAAAUGAAGCUACGAUGGGAAGGUUGUUAUUGUUGCUUUUCCUCUGUCAGUUUGCGUCAUCAGUGAAACACUCCUUGAAGUUUUUCUUCUGUCAAACAUCUGGAGUCCAGAACAUUCCGGAGUUUGUGGUGGUUGGACUUGUUGAUGGAGUUCAGAAAAGUUACUAUGAUAGCAGGACAGAGCGACCAGAACCCAAAACAGAAUGGAUGAAAAAACUCAUGAAGGAUGACCCUCAGCACCUGGAGUGGUACACUGCUCGCUCUUUGCAUGUCCAACACUUAUUCAAACAUUACAUUGAGAAUUUGAGGAAACGUUUCAACCAAACCGAAGGUGUUCAUAAUUUCCAGAGUUUGAAUGGCUGUGAAUGGGAUGACGAGACUGGACAGAUUAAUGCGUUCAACCAGUACAGUUAUGAUGGAGAAGACUUUCUAACAUUUGACCCGCAGCGACUGACAUGGAUUGCUCUAAAACCACAGGCUGUCAUCACCAAACUGAGAUGGGAUGGUGAAGAAGAUCAAUUAAAAUGCAAUAAGAACUUUUAUGUCCACGAAUGCCCUGAGUUUUUGAAGAAGUAUGUUCAGUAUGGGAAAAAGUUUUUGCAGACAGCAGUCCUUCCUUCAGUGUCUCUCCUCCAGAAGUCUUUAUCCUCUCCAGUCAGCUGCCACGCUACAGGUUUCUAUCCUGACAGAGGUUUGAUGUUCUGGAGGAAAGAUGGAGAAGAGCUCCAUGAAGGUGUGGAUCCUGGAGAGAUCCUUCCCAACAAUGAUGGGACCUUCCAGAUGAGUAUUGAUCUGAAUGUUUCAUCAGUCACACCUGAAGACUGGGAGAGGUACGACUGUGUGUUUCAGCUCUUUGGUGUGAACGAGGACAUUACCACCAAACUGGACAAAACCCUGAUCAGGACCAACUGGGGGAAGCCCGCUCACAUUAUACCUACAGCGGUUGUUCUAGCUAUCGUCCUCAUUGCAGCUGUUGCAGCUGUGGCGGUUGUCGCAUACAAAAGAAAGAAAGCUCCUGCCAAUGCCUCCGAACAGUCUGAGACACUAAAUCCACAAACAUGACCAUCCUUCACGCAGUUCUGCGCUCUGCAUGACUUUGCUCUGGCUGUUUCAGUUCUUCUACAGUUUAAAGUUUUACAUUUUAUAUACAGUACUUAUCAAAAUACCCAACAGGUAACAUGAUACAUCAUAAAAAGUUUUUUGUUGUUUAUUUUAAAGGCCCACACUGCAAUAAAUGUAUGUGCCUCAAAUGAAGCUCAAAUAUUGAUAUAGUAUCAUUUCAAAAAUAGAAUUUAUCUUGGUUCAUUUAACUUUAGGGGUGUUACCUCUUCUGGAUGUUUAUAUGUUUACUUUUUGUGUAGUUAACAGUCAAAUAUUUGUCACCCUUUAUUAAAUCUAAUGUAUAAUAAUUCAUGCAUUACAUGUAUAAUCGUUUCAUGUAAUGAAUUUGACAUUUACAUUCAGUUAGAGAAUUUAUAUGUUAUGUCUGAUCAUUGGUCAUAUCACCUGCAUGGGACAGAUGGCUUAUAAAUCACUCUGGGUCUGCUUUGGCAUAAAGCCCAGUUCACACUUACCGUAACUUUUUAUAAUUAUUUGAACAUUUAAUGUCUUCUAAACAAGAAGACAUUCUCUCCUUACUUUUUCAUGUAUUCAGAAAUAUUCUGUAUUGAUGUGCAAAACCUUUUAUCUAUAAAACAUUCAUAUGUUUGAGCUACAUGUUAAUGUCAUGGUCCUGAGUCUGUGACUCAGUGGUUUUGGUUUUGGUAAUUAUUAUCUUGUUCUUAAGGUUAAUUCUUGUUUUCAUGUUCUUUGGGGUUGGGCUCUGGUUAUAUUUUGAGCAACUUCUGUUCUGUGUUUCUGCCCGCCCUGGUCCCAUGUCUCUGUGUUUGUCU
Messenger RNA from Pundamilia nyererei, 2203 nucleotides. RefSeq names its product major histocompatibility complex class I-related gene protein-like. Gene Ontology annotation, cellular component: external side of plasma membrane. The record is from RefSeq and is a predicted model, not a curated record. Gene Ontology annotation, biological process: immune response. Lineage: Eukaryota; Metazoa; Chordata; Actinopteri; Cichliformes; Cichlidae. The transcript is spliced from 7 exons. The coding region runs from base 327 to 1373 and encodes 348 amino acids.